GGCUGCUGCCGCAGCGAGCCCCCUUUUUUUGCAGCUGUCAUUAUUUUGGCCGCGAACUUUGGGGCCCUCCGCUCGCCUCUCCGCGUGCCGAGGAACCGGGCGGUCGCUCGCUCGCGCCGCCGCCGCCCAAAGCGGACCGGCGAGAAUUUCCACUCCGAGCCGACGCCACUGCCCGUGGGAAUUUUUUCUUCCAUCUCCCACGAAAGCGAUUGAGAGCAGCGAAACUUCGUUAAGUUCUUAUUCCACUUUACGCGACCACGCGCGUGCCAUCCCACGGUGAUUCAGCCGCAACGGGAUAUGCUGCUGAACACCACCGCUACCCCGAGCGAACGAUCGUCAAUGGCUCUCCAUCGCACGUGAAGCCGACGGUCCGAGAACCCUCGCUCAGAUCUCCUGUCAUCUGUGCGGCGGCACAGGUGGAGUGGUUAAGUGAGUGAGUGGGUUGGGUGGAGUUGGGGUGGAGUUGGUGGUGGAGUGGGGGGCCACCCCCCACGACCAUGCGCACGGCUGCCACCGUCCUGAUGGAGGACGCCGGCUCGCGCGGCGUUCGGAACGGCGGCACGUCGCUCCUGGGCAGCAUCGUCCUGGCUCUGCCUCCCGCGGGCUCGGCCCGCCUACGCCUGAGCUUAGGAAGGAAGUCGGACGACUAUUUGGACGCCCAGACGCCCAACCUCAAGAGCGGGUCAUGCGAGACCCUGAGCGUGCACAGCACGACCAGCGGGGCGGGCGGCGUGACUCUGCGCCAGCCGGCCAAGAACCGUGCCCGCAACCGCUACAGCAAGCGCUUCUCUCAGGUGUUCGGCCGUGGCGGUGCCGGUGCCGGUGCCGGCGCGGGCGGUCAGGCCACACCGCCGCCGCCGCCGCGGGGCGGCUCCGUGGCGGCCGAGGUGGGCGGGCGGCACACGGAGGACCCCACGGAGCUGUCCACCCAGGUGACGGCGCCCGGCGUGCUCAAGAUCUUCGGCGGGGAGAUCUCGGCGGGCGCCAACUACAAGAGCGUGCUCGCCACGCCCGCGUCGUCGGCGCAGGAGCUCGUGAAGGAGGCGCUGGAGCGCUACGGGCUGGAGCGCUCGCUGGCGGGAGACUACGUGCUCUGCGAGGCCGUGGGACGCACGACCGCCGGCGCCGAUGGCAUCGGAGGCGGCGGCGGCGACGGUGCCGCGGCGACCGGGGAGGCAUCGACGGGGGCCCCCGGCGGCGGCGAGCCCUGGCGUGCCGAGUGCCUGCGCGCCAUCGCCGACUACGAGAAGCCGCUGCUCCUUCAGGCCCUGUGGAAGCCACGGGAGGAUACUCGCGGAGGCUCGAGCUGCGGCCUCGUGCCAAGGUGGAGGAGUCGGCUGGCGAGCGAGACACCCUGACGGCCGGCAUCAACGCGCAGGCGCGGCGGCUGCAGAUGAGCCGCGCGCGCGUCUCCACCGUGAUGAGCGCCUCGCCGCAACUCGGCCCGCCCACGGUGCCCAACGGCGGCUACGCCGAGUGGAUCGCGUCGGCCAGCGACCUGCG
Lethenteron reissneri (Far Eastern brook lamprey) is the source of this 1503-nucleotide messenger RNA. RefSeq names its product ras-associating and dilute domain-containing protein-like. NCBI's taxonomy places the organism in Eukaryota, Metazoa, Chordata, Hyperoartia, Petromyzontiformes, Petromyzontidae. The record is from RefSeq and is a predicted model, not a curated record. Gene Ontology annotation, molecular function: GTPase binding. Gene Ontology annotation, biological process: signal transduction.